UGUUUUUUACACUAGAACAGUUCCUUGGUGCCCAAUGUUUGUGUAUUAGCGUGGCCGUCUCUCGUACGUGCGGUAACGGCUUCAGUAGCCUGGUCAUACUGCUGCCUGACACUAUAUAAAAUUUAAAUUUUUCUAUACCCGGUAACUGUCACUACCAACGAUCUGGCAGCUCUGGAAUCCGGCAGGGAAGAAGAAGCAUCUGAUAAGAGUGGUCUGUGUUUUUACUAAUUUCAUUUUUCUUAAAAAAUUUCCCAUAAGAGAUAAGUUCAUGUCUGCUGAUACUCGCAAGGAUCCUUGCAAACCCUUCGCCUGCCGCAUACAAGCCUGUUUGAACGAUAAUCAUUACCAGGAGCACAAAUGCCUGGAUGUGCUUGAGGCUAUGCGCAAGUGCUGUCUGAAGUGGCAUACCGUUUCGCUCUGCUGCAGUGGCAUCGACCUCAACAAGCCCUAUUUGCCGGAAGCUGCCAAAGACAAGCUCCCAGCCGGCAAGUCCAAAAAAUAAUGUCCGUGCCGCAGUACCAGCCACCGAAAGAAAUCCAAGACCUGUUAGACAAAAAAGAGCAACAACAGAUCAACCAGCGCCGGCGUACAGCCGUUCUUCCCAAACGCUCCUGGAUAAAGCGUAACCCGCGUCUGUUCCAGAUCACCUUUCUCACCGGCUCGCUCCUGAUAUUCUUUUCUAAACCAUUGUACGACUGCUUCAUCGCUGAUCCUCUGCCACCGCCGGAGGUUAAGGUGCCGCCGCACAAACGCUAAGAGGACAGGGGGGCAUGGAAUCCGUGCGCAAAGCUAAUCAACGUCUCCGCAACUAUCCACUUCUGCUGGGCAAGUGCGCGGACAAGGCUUCGGUUUACGCCGUGUGUGUGUCGCGGGAUCUCAACGUACAGCAUAAGAUCUGCGAGGCCGAGUUCAAAGAAUUCAUUAGCUGCAUUCGUAAGAGUGCCCAGGAGAUGAAGACCAAGCUGUAGACAAUCGAAAACAAUAAACAACAAAAUGACCAAACACAAGGCCGCUGCCACUACGAAGGCUACGGGACGGCAGCCGUCUUUGGGUCGCCGCAUCCUGCAAAUGAGUUUCCGCACACAUCUUUUGAUCUCGGCGCUGCUACGCGUUGUUCUAAUAUGCUACGGACAUAUACACGAUAGUAGGUCUCCGGUUCCCUAUACAGAUAUUGACUACAAGGUGGUCACGGAUGGUGCCCGGCAGGUCUUAGCCGGCGGAAGCCCAUUUUCUAGGCACACGUACCGCUACAGUCCGAUUAUGGCGUACAUACAAACCUUGAACAUCCUCCUACAUCCUGCGUGGGGCAAACUGGUCUAUGCCACCUUCGAUCUACUCAUCGCCGUACUCAUUUACCGCCUGGUGCACAUGGAGAUCAAGAGUCAGUACCAGAAAACCGUACAACACCUGCUCAGCAAGUUCAACAGGCCCCGGGAGUCGGACCAGUCGCUGGAUGCUUUGGAUGAGAAGAGUCAUCCCGAAAACUUGGCUCGCGCCUCCGCGUGCUUUUGGCUCUACAAUCCUUUGACGGCUGUAAUAUCCACCCGGGGCAGCGGCGAUUGCUUCUCCAGUUUCUUUGUGAUCCUGACCAUCUAUCUGCUGAUGAGAUCGGAGCACAAGGAGUCUAAGAGUUUGUGGCUUAUCUUUUGCGCGGGCUUAGCCCACGGUCUGGUGAUCCACCUUCGCCUUUACCCCCUGCUGUUUAGCUUGGGAUACUACCUGGCGCUGUCCACCAGGCUGACGCGGACUCCUCUAGAUUUCUUGUGGCAAAUCUUGCGCCCCAACACGCAGCAACUGUGCCUGGUAGUUGGCACCAUUCUGAGCCUAGUGGCCUUAACCUGGACCUUUUAUUUGAUGUACGGCUGGGAGUACAUCUACGAGGCUUACCUCUACCACUUUGUGCGCAAGGACCCCCGCCACAACUUCUCUGUGCAGUUCCUGAUGCAGUACCUAGGUAGUACCGCGGAUACCUCGGUCCUUGUGAAGUUUCUUGUAAUGGCCCCACAGCUCUUGCUUGUCCUCUACUUGAGCCUGAGCUUAGGCCAGUUCCGGCAGACGCUCCCCUUCUGCAUCUUCACCGUGGCCUUUGUGAUAGUCACCUACAACUCGGUGGUGACUUCGCAAUACUUUAUCUGGUAUCUGGCUAUCCUGCCGCUGUGCCUAAACAACUUUAAGCGGCUCUCGUGGGGGAAGUGCUUUAGCCUCCUGGGCUGGUGGCUGCUCGCCCAGGCGCUGUGGCUCCUUCCAGCCUAUCUUUUGGAGUUCCGGACGUGGAACACCCUCUACUGGAUCGGAGUGCAAGGCGCCAUCUUCUUCGCCACCAAUGGCUACAUCCUGGAGCAGCUUCUGAGCCAUUAUGGGUUCACCCAAUUUAAGAUAAGCUAUAGGAAGUUAUUAUAAAGCAAUCACACAACUUCAAGUAGAUGCGAAUAGUUUUGAAUAAGAGUUUAUUGCUACAAUAAAGUAAAAUUUUAAUUGAAAGGA
This is a messenger RNA of Drosophila ananassae, 2484 nucleotides long. Its product is annotated as cx9C motif-containing protein 4. The record is from RefSeq and is a predicted model, not a curated record. NCBI's taxonomy places the organism in Eukaryota, Metazoa, Arthropoda, Insecta, Diptera, Drosophilidae. Gene Ontology annotation, cellular component: mitochondrial intermembrane space. The coding region runs from base 269 to 502 and encodes 77 amino acids. The transcript has 4 exons.